UUAGAUUAUUUGGUCACAUACUUGAUUAUUUUCUCUCUCUUCCAUUUACCUCUCCUUCUGUCUUCUCACUGUCUCUCUCCUCUGAACUUGUAUUUUCUGGUCGCCUCCAGUAAGAAAUUCGAAACUCGAAUUCGAACCCUCUGUCUUCUCACUCGAAUUCCCCAUUUCCUCCAUCUCCAUCUCCAUCGUCGUUUGCGGUGGUGGGUGACUUGAAGAAUUAUUUCUGGGCUUGCCGCGGGGAGAAUUCAAGGGUUUUACGCAUUAUUCUUGAUCAAUUUGACCCAAAUUAGAUUUGUAUUAUUCCCCGCAAAAAUUAUGAGAUCGAAGACAGUUGUGCGAUCGAAGAACUGGAAACACUUGAUGGAUCCAUCAACUUCUAAGGCCCCUUGUAAUGGGGGGUCUGAAGUGAAGGGGAAGAACAAAACUAACAAGAAGGCUAAGCUACUUAAGAAGUCUGUAAAUGCGGUUGUUGAUAAUAGUGGUGAAGAAGACACUGGUGCUGAUCAGCAGACUGAUGAAGAUACUUUAGAGGAGUUCUGCUCUCCCUCUCCCUCUCCCUCUGAGUUCAUGAAGAUGAUGAUGCAGUUCAUGAAGAGUAAGAAUAAAAUUCGGAAGAGGAAAAGGGCAAAGGGUGAAAUAACCGAAGGCUAAAAAGUUUUGAGUGAAGGGGAAAUGUUGAAGACCCAUCAUGAGAACAUCUAAAAGUACCCCAACAUUGUAUGUAGAGUCGUUCUUUCUGCCAAGCUGUCAAACAUUUUGAUUCAAGAAGACACGCUUUAGUGACACAAAUGGGGUCUGAAGGUCUUUUAGAGAUUGACAUGAAAAAUAUACCGAGGCAAUUUUGCUAUUGGUUGAUGACAAGAGUGCUUCGUGAUGGCAUGAUGGUGUUUGGGCACAGUGAGAUCUUACCCUUAGGUCCCGCUCAAGUGAGGUCUGUACUUAGGUUAUCCAUGGGUGAUGAAAAAGUCCCUUUUGAUGUUGGUGAAAAUGAUGAGGAGAAGGUGGAGAAGAUGAGAAGAAUAUUUGAUCUGUAUGGUGUCGGUUUGAAUAAAGAAAACAUUUUGUUGAAAUAUGCUUCAGAAGCAUUAUGUUCGUUGGAUGCAUCGGGUCAAGCAAUUCCCCUUGCAGAUGAAGUUGACAAGGAGGAUUUCAUGGUAGUCUUUCUACUUGUCGCCCUUGGUAAAGUGGUUUGUACAACCACUAAUAAUUCAAACUUUCUGAAGUCACUCCGACUAGCAUUGACAGUGGCUACCGAGGCUGUCAUGUAUGACUGGUGUUCGCUGACUUUUUAGUGGCUAUGCGACACGGCUAACAGAUUUCAUAGGAAGUUCCAGAAAGAUGGUUUUAGGUCUGGAUGUGGGGGCAGUUUUCUGUUCAUUAUGAUUUAUUAUCUCGACCACUUGCAUCUAGUUCUUGUUCAUUGGGGCGUUUACCCGAGGGUGAAGGUAUGGAACUGUGGUGAGGUGAAGGCAGCUCUUCUUGAAGAUAAGGUGUCGACCAAUGACUAUGGCAAGUUUGAGGCCGUCGAUAUUGCUUAUGGGGAGGAACAUCCCCUAGUACCAAGGGAGGAUGAUGGUGUUCCUAAGAACAAGGCGGUGGUUUCAGGAAAUGAGGCUUCCGUAGAUGUUGUCGAGCGGGCCCGGUUCAAACUUAAUUCUUUGUGAUGGUGUAGAUGCAUCUCAAAGGGACUACUAUCGUGUUGUUUCCCCAAGAUCUCAUGCUGGAGAUCAUUAUGUUAGGGUGGCCUCUGUUUUGUAUAUGAAGACUUGGGCAUCACAACAUACGAGGAAAAGGAUUAUGAUGGAUCCUUUGUAUGCGAAUUUUGUUAUGGUUGGUAAAGAUGACCCUAAAAUGUUGGGCCAAAAGUACGGGAAGACUUUCCUUAGCUAUUCUCUUAACCAAAUCCAAAGUAAUGCAGAACAUUGGUAUUGCUUGGCCUUGGAUUUAAAGGUACAUUUGGUUUGGAUGAUUGAUUAUUUGUAUGAAGAUCCGUACUUAAAGCAUGAAAAGUGUCAUCAGCAACUUAUGAAGGCCUUAGCGGAGUUGCUGCAGCUUAGUGACCCCACAUGGGAGGUGGGUAUAACUUCUACAUGGUUGAGGAGGACAUUUCCGGUACGACAGGCUGACAAUUGCUCUUGCGGCGCAAUCAUGCAAGCAACUAUAAAGCAUUGUGCACGAUCUUUUGAAGCUCCCUUUCACAUGGAAAAACAUACCUCCUCCUUGAGGAACAAUCUGUUUCUUGAAGAUGUGAAUAGCGACUUCAACGAGUUGCAUGCAAAUUUGGAGACGAUCCUCCCAAAGGAAAGACGAGGCGGUAGAAGGAAAGGUUCUCACAUGACUUCAUAGGUGGUCUAACUGUGUUCAGAAGGGGGGUGUGCUCAGGGGUGCAUAACCCAAUUUUGUUUUUGUGAAACUAAUUAUGAAACUGUAUUCAUGAGCAAGGGGGUGCAUAACCCAAUUUUGUGGAAACUUAUUAUGAUGUGCUGUUAACAUAGGUAGGUGGUUAAUUAGUUAGUUAGGUAGUUGAACACUCUUGACGUAGUUAUAUUUAACUAAUGUAACCUUCCAGUUGAACAAGUGAUUAACAGCUACUGAACUUUAAAGUUUAUUUAAUUGCAUAGGAUUCAGGUUACAUAACAUUA
Molecule: messenger RNA, 2642 nt
Organism: Chenopodium quinoa (quinoa)
Lineage: Eukaryota; Viridiplantae; Streptophyta; Magnoliopsida; Caryophyllales; Amaranthaceae
Exons: 13
Coding region: 1624-2346 (240 amino acids)
Biological process (GO): proteolysis
Molecular function (GO): cysteine-type peptidase activity
Source: RefSeq, a predicted model, not a curated record